ACAUAAACAUAGGCCUUACGGGAGCGAAUCGCCUCAAAAACCCUAGACGAAGCACAGACGAACAGAACAGAGCGACUCCAAAAUGGUUCAGCGGCUCACCUACCGCACGCGCCACAGCUACGCCACCAAGUCCAACCAGCACCGCAUCGUCAAAACUCCCGGAGGGAAGCUUGUUUAUCAGACCACAAAGAAGAGAGCUAGUGGGCCUAAAUGUCCUGUUACUGGCAAGAGAAUUCAAGGAAUUCCUCACUUGAGGCCUGCUGAGUACAAGAGGUCUAGAUUGCCAAGAAACCGCAGGACGGUGAACCGUGCUUACGGUGGAGUUUUGUCUGGAGGUGCUGUCAGGGAAAGGAUCAUUAGGGCCUUUUUGGUGGAAGAGCAAAAGAUUGUGAAGAAGGUCCUGAAGAUUCAGAAGGCCAAGGAAAAGCAAUCAUCCAAGAGCUAGAAUUUCAGUAGAGUAAAUUUGGCUAUGGAUUGAUGGUAGCGAAUCUGGGAAUAGUAUCUUGAGUGAUCAAGAUUGGGAUUUUUAUAUUUUAGCUUGGCUGCUAUGAAACUGUGUUCUAUUUCUUUAUCUUCGUCGACAAAUCUACUUGUGUUAAAAAUUUUGUUUUGUUCAUUCACUUGUUAGCUGGUCACUGAAAUUUCAUGUUGGAACUGGAUUUGGAUGAUCCAUGUAUUUGCAGAUUAGUGGUUUUUGCUAUUACCGUUAAACUAGUUAUCUGAUUGCCU
Molecule: messenger RNA, 729 nt
Organism: Theobroma umbraticum
Lineage: Eukaryota; Viridiplantae; Streptophyta; Magnoliopsida; Malvales; Malvaceae
Product: large ribosomal subunit protein eL34-like
Biological process (GO): translation
Cellular component (GO): ribosome
Molecular function (GO): structural constituent of ribosome
Source: RefSeq, a predicted model, not a curated record